Molecule: messenger RNA, 1458 nt
Organism: Epinephelus lanceolatus (giant grouper)
Lineage: Eukaryota; Metazoa; Chordata; Actinopteri; Perciformes; Serranidae
Source: RefSeq, a predicted model, not a curated record
GGCAGCAGAGGCGGCAAUUCAAACGGAAGUGGCUCAUGUCAGCAGGGUAGAUGAUUCCUACCGUAGCAUCGGUUUCUAUCCCGUGUUACAACCUGGUUCACCAUGAAUCCGCUAACGAAGGUGAAGUUGAUCAACGAGCUGAACGAGCGUGAGGCCAACCUCGGGGUGAAAGAGUCUGUCUCCUGGCACACGGAGUACAAAGACAGCGCCUGGGUGUUUGUCGGAGGAUUUCCGUACGAGCUGACUGAAGGUGACAUCAUCUGCGUCUUCUCUCAGUACGGAGAGAUCGUCAACAUCAACCUGGUUCGGGACAAGAAGACGGGGAAGUCCAAAGGCUUCUGCUUCAUCUGCUACGAGGACCAGAGGAGCACCAUCCUGGCUGUGGACAACUUCAACGGCAUCAAGAUUAAAGGUCGGACGAUCCGCGUGGAUCACGUCAAAGACUACCGUCCCCCCAAAGACACAGAGGACAUAGACGACAUCACCAAACAUCUGAGGGAGGAGGGCUGCGCUCCCAAAGCCCACGAGUCCUCCGCCUCCUCCUCCGAGGAAGACGAGCAGUACAACAUACCUGUGAAGAAGCCCAAAAAAGACAAGAAAGAGAAGAAGAAGAAGAAAGAAAAGAAGAAGAAGAAGGAGAAAGAGAGGGCAGGUCGGGCACUGCACUCCUCCUCUUCAUCACCUCCACCUCCUCCUGCCGUCAGAGUCAAAGAGGAGAAGGAGGACGCUGCCUACGACAAGUACAACCAGAGGAAGGCGCCGCCGCCAGGGGGACAACAGAACGGACAGAGAGCAAGAGAGAAUGAGAGACUGCGGGGGGAGGAGGACAGGAGGAGGGAGAUGGAGACAGACAGGAGGAGAGAGAUGGAGACAGACAGGAGGAGAGAGAGACAGGAGGAGAGAGACGGAGACAGACAGGAGGAGAGAGAUGGACACAGACAGGAGGAGAGAGACGGAGACAGACAGGAGGAGAGAGACGGACACAGACAGGAGGAGGGAGAUGGAGACAGACAGGAGGAGAGAGACGGAGACAGACAGGAGGAGAGAGAUGGAGACAGACAGGAGGAGAGAGAUGGACACAGACAGGAGGAGAGAGACGGAGACAGACAGGAGGAGAGAGACGGACACAGACAGGAGGAGGGAGAUGGAGACAGACAGGAGGAGAGAGACGGAGACAGACAGGAGGAGAGAGAUGGAGACAGACAGGAGGAGAGAGAUGGACACAGACAGGAGGAGGGAGAUGGAGACAGACAGGAGGAGAGAGACGGACACAGACAGGAGGAGAGAGAUGGACACAGACAGGAGGAGAGAGACGGAGACAGACAGGAGGAGAGAGACGGACACAGACAGGAGGAGGGAGAUGGAGACAGACAGGAGGAGAGAGAUGGACAUAGACAGCGAGAAGAGGAGAGGAGGAGAAAUCGUGAGAGGGACGGCGACAGAGACAGAGAGGGCGAC